GAGUAUCCUGUGGUUUGGGGUGAUUGUCUCCUCCACACAAAAGCCCGGCUGGAUAAUCGUACCCACCGGCGGGCUGCACUGACGUACUCACCACCCAACCCUCCGGUGCACGGGGCUGGAAAGGUCAGAGGAAGACGUCCGAAACUGGUCCGAUCGGUAGAAUUAUCCGGCUUUAUUCCAGCUGGCGCAGGGUUAUGGCGAUGUUUUGCUAGUUGAAACUCCGCACGCAUACAGUUUCGUGUGAGAGUGCGUACAGCCGCGUAACAUGGAUGUAUUAUUCAGUACGUCGUAAAGGAUCCUACUGCCAAGCUCCUCGGGAAAGUGACUUGUACAUUUUAGAGGGAGGACUGUACAAAGGAACUGGUUACGGGAAGGAAGAAAUUUCUAUCUUCUGCAGGACUGCAUACAAACACGGGAACACCGAACAGAGCACGGUGAACAGGUCAGACGGCCGGUGAGUCACCACAGUCGCCGCGGGACAUACAAGUCCAGCUCCCGUCACACACCGGCAACCAAGGCCGACAUGCAACAACAAGGAAGCUGAUCGGGUAGACAGGCCACGACUUCGUCUUACAACGUCAAGAAACCACCUGGCUACUGAUUCACAGGACUACUCAUUUGUAUCAUACAGGUUUGACUGGACCGGCAGAGAUGGUGCUUCAGAGGACCGGUGACGUGACGUCGUCGUCCUGCCGCUGUCUGGACUCGUGGCAGUGGUCUCCUGACCUGGUGGUGCCGGGCUCCACCCAGCCGUACGUGCGGGUCUCACUGCAGCCUACCGCCGACGAGUACAAGACGGUAGAGUCCAUGUUCAUGGCCUCCAUGGCCUCGGAGGGGGCCGUGAUGCAGAGAAUCGAAAAGGUGGAGAACCCGAAUCUCCUAGCCAGAUAUCAAAGUAAAAAGGCCGCCCUGUCAGAACGCUUGUCGCCUGAAUGUAUCAACGAGGUGCAGGCGUUCCACGGCACGACGCCGGACUGUGUGGACGGCAUCUGUAAGUCCAGCGUCAUCCCGUACGGGAAGGGCGCGUACUUCGCCUGGACAGCCAUCAGGAGCCACUGUUACACCGAGGAAGACGCAGAUGGGCUCAGGUACAUGAUCCUGUCACACGUCAUGUUGGGGUACUGGACGGUGGGUGAACCCAGGCCGCUCAAGCCGGGCCUUCCCGUCAUCCUGCGGGGCCACCAUCUCACACACGGCGACUCCGCCAUAGACCAGGCACACAACCCGCACGUGUUCGUCACGUGGGACCAGUACCAGUCCUACCCUUCAUACGUCAUCGUCUACAGAGCUCCAGACUGCAUACACAGGCAGUUGUCUGUUCAACAAGAGGUGAUGCAGGCCAUGAAGAAGUGGGACAAAGACGCCAAGAAAAGAGCUCGGCACAGUCGGAGGAGAAAAGACACAGCUUCCUGCGCAAUCAUGUAGUUUGAUAAUCGCACUGCCGGCAUACAGUCACAUGCUAGCCUAGAUGCCAGACCUUUGCUUUAGUAUACGCUCUCUUAGUCACUUCCUUGCCAACAAAGACUUGCCCUGCACAUAUUUUACCCGUCUGGCAUUUGGAUGUUCUUUAGGAAUUUGAACAGGCGCGCUGAUUGGUCAAAAGUGAGCGGCGAUAUCAAAUGGGGCCAUCCAAUCAACAGAGGCCCAGCGCAUAUGCAGUUAAACUAGCCAUUGCCUUAUGUCAUCCGUGGAUAGAAUAUAUGAGGGCCCAGUCUUUUGGGCAUGCAGAAAAGCCACUA
This is a messenger RNA of Branchiostoma belcheri (Belcher's lancelet), 1739 nucleotides long. RefSeq names its product TCDD-inducible poly [ADP-ribose] polymerase-like. NCBI's taxonomy places the organism in Eukaryota, Metazoa, Chordata, Leptocardii, Amphioxiformes, Branchiostomatidae. Gene Ontology annotation, molecular function: NAD+ poly-ADP-ribosyltransferase activity. The transcript is spliced from 6 exons. Bases 652 to 1425 code for a protein of 257 amino acids. The record is from RefSeq and is a predicted model, not a curated record.